AUGUCAAACCAUCUUCAAGACCCCUUACCCAAUUACCCUAAGCCAGUUUUAACCAAAGAGGAGAAAGAAAUCGACGAGAAAAUGGUGAGCUUGCAAGCAGAGAGUAUCGUCAACACCGUGGCUUUCCCCAUGGUUCUCAAAGCUGCCUUGGAGCUUGGCGUCAUUGACAAGAUCGCUGCAGCAGGCAACAACAUGUGGCUCUCACCGUAUGAGAUAGCCCGUAGUCUCCCAAACAAACCCACCAACCCGGAGGCGCCAGUGUUGCUUGACCGGAUGCUGCGGUUACUCGUCAGCCACUCGAUCUUGAAGUGCCGUAUGAUAGAAUGUAAAGAAAAUGGCCGAAUCGGAAAUAUGGAGAUGGUAUAUGCAACCGAACCGGUUUGCAAGUACUUCUUGAAAGAUAGUGAUGGUUCUGGUUCUCUUGGUUCUCUGUUUAUGUUGCUCCACACCGAAGUGUUUUUCAAGACUUGGACAAAUCUUAAAGAUGUGAUACUAGAAGGAAGAGAUGCAUUUAGCUCUGCCCACGGAAUGCAAAUUUUUGAAUACAUUAAUUCAGAUAGACAAUUUGCUGAAGUGUUUGAUCGUGCCAUGUCAGAACCUUCCAUCAUGAUUUUGAAGAAGGUUCUAGAAGUUUACAAAGGAUUCGAAGACGUUAACACUUUGGUGGAUGUUGGAGGAGGAAGUGGCACUACAUUAGGUCUAGUCACUUCCAAGUAUCCUCAUAUUAAGGGAGUUAAUUUUGACAUACCUCAUGUUUUAACCAAUGCUCCAUCUUAUCCAGGAGUGGAGCAUGUCUCUGGAGACAUGUUUAUAGAAGUUCCCAAAGGAGAUGCAUUAUUUAUGAAAUGGAUACUACAUGAUUGGUCGGACGAACUUUGUAUAAAGCUUCUAAAAAAUUGUUGGAAGAGCCUACCGGAAAAUGGAAAAGUAAUCAUUGUAGAUUUGAUUACACCAACAGAACCAAAGAGUGGUGACUUUUCCUCUAACUAUAUGUUUGGUAUGGACAUGUUGAUGCUAACACAAUGCUCAGGUGGUAAAGAGAGAUCGUUUUCGCAGUUGGAGAAUUUAGCAUUUGGUUCAGGUUUUAUUCGGUGUGAAGUUGUUUGUGGUGUCCAUUCAUAUUCUGUUAUCGAAUUCCACAAAUAGAUUUGGAAUCUACGAAAAGAAAUGAUGGGCCAACUGAAUAAAUGAUGAGGAUUGGUGCUUAUUUUAAUGAUUUUUAUUGCAUGUAACAUAGUUUUAUGGUGUUGGCUUGCUCAAUUUUCUUUUCAGUCUGUGGUGUUUGCCAAGUAUUAACGGAGUGUAAUGACUCUGAUUGGUAUGAAAGUGUGUUUGCAUCAUGUUUGCAAUUAAAAGAUUGUGUCCUAUGCUUAAA
Messenger RNA from Brassica oleracea var. oleracea, 1375 nucleotides. RefSeq names its product caffeic acid 3-O-methyltransferase-like. The transcript is spliced from 4 exons. Gene Ontology annotation, biological process: methylation. Gene Ontology annotation, molecular function: S-adenosylmethionine-dependent methyltransferase activity; O-methyltransferase activity; protein dimerization activity. Lineage: Eukaryota; Viridiplantae; Streptophyta; Magnoliopsida; Brassicales; Brassicaceae. Bases 1 to 1146 code for a protein of 381 amino acids. The record is from RefSeq and is a predicted model, not a curated record.